Messenger RNA from Sitodiplosis mosellana (orange wheat blossom midge), 2496 nucleotides. Its product is annotated as solute carrier organic anion transporter family member 74D-like. Lineage: Eukaryota; Metazoa; Arthropoda; Insecta; Diptera; Cecidomyiidae. The record is from RefSeq and is a predicted model, not a curated record. Gene Ontology annotation, molecular function: protein binding. The transcript is spliced from 7 exons. Gene Ontology annotation, biological process: sodium-independent organic anion transport; transmembrane transport. Gene Ontology annotation, cellular component: membrane. The coding region runs from base 364 to 2337 and encodes 657 amino acids.
UUUAAAGUCCGAUAAUAGCCAUGUUAUCUUGUGUUUUCAAUUGCUAUAUAAUCUAGUUGCUUUGAUUAAUAACCAACACAUAGAACAAAAUUUGUUACAAAUUAGAAAAUACUAACUAUACGCAUCAGAUGCUUGUUCAGAUUACUAUUAUCAGAGCUUAUUAGAUUUGUAAAUCAAAGGUUUCUUGUGGACAUUUAGAAAUCAAUUAUCGUUUUGCGUGAUGCUUGUGAAAGUCAGCACACUUAUCGACGCAUUCAGUAGUUCGAUUGGCUUGACAACGUGCUUUCAACGGUGGUCAUCACAAGAAUACUGCUACAUUCCGAAUAGCUUCAUUCGAAAAGAGAUAUAAUUCGUCCAAGAAAAAUGGAUGGCUGUGGAACAUCAUGUUUUUCCUGGCAUCCGCAAUGGAUGCAGAAAUUUGCAAAAACGCGAUGGUUCGUUUUGGUUUAUUCGCUCUUGGGAACAAUCCAAUCGGCCAGUACCACGUAUUUUAAUAUCACGUUAACCACCAUGGAAAGGCGUUUCCGAAUUCCAAGUCAAACAACAGGAAUCAUUCUGAGCGGAAAUGAGAUAUCGCAAAUUUUAUUAUCAUUGAUUUUAACAUACUUUGGCGGUCAGAAAAAUAGUCCAAAGUGGAUAGCAUGGGGCGUUGUAUGUAGUGCAAUAUCAUGCUUUAUAUUGGCUUCGCCGCAUUUUAUUUAUGGCGCCGGCGAAGAAGCACUUCAAUACACCGAACAAAACUACUUGUCAUCAAAUCAGAAUGUAUCGUCGGAAAUAGUAGCGCAGCCAGUGAAUCCAAGGAAUAACAAACUGUGUCAUAACUCGGACAAAACUGGCGAAGAUUCAGAUUGUGAUGAAGAGUUUUCGUAUGUGCCAUUGAUUUUGAUAUUUCUAUCACAAUUUGUGCUCGGCAUUGGAAAUACGUUGUAUUAUUCACUCGGGCCAGCCUACAUUGAUAACAAUACAAAGCAACACAACACUCCGUUGAUGUUAUCUUAUGCAUAUGCUAUGCGUAUUUUCGGCCCGGUCAUCGGCUAUUGCUUCGCUUAUGUGAUAUUGCGAGUUUACAUUGAUCCCACGUUGACGCCACUCAUUUCGAAAAAUGAUCCUCGUUGGAUGGGCGCCUGGUGGCUUGGAUGGAUCAUAGUCGGAUGUUCAAUGUUUGUAUUUGCUUCUUCGAUUGGAUUGUUCCCAACGAGUUUGAAAAAGGAAACAAAUCUCGAGGAACAUAAAUUGGACGGCGACAAACAUAAUAAAAUCAGUGAAACUGAAGAAGAAAUCAAAAUGAAGGAAAACGGCGAAUUGAAAGAAUUCUCGAAGGCAAUAUGGCGACUUAUUUCGAACAAAUUGGUUAUGUUUAGCAGAUUUUCUUCCGUGUUUUACAUGCUCGGUUUUACUGGCCCAUUAACAUAUAUGGGACGACAAAUGGAGGUUCAGUUCAAUAAAACAUCCUCUGGUGGAUCAAUUUUCACUGGCCCUAUGAUUAUGGGUGGUAUGGCGAUUGGAACAUUAUUGUCUGGUUUUAUCUUGACGAAAUACAGACCAAAAUCACGCUACGUGUUCUUUUGGAAUAUUAUUGUUGGAUUGAUUUCCGUGUUUUGCACACUUUCAUACACGCAAUUGGGCUGUGGAAGCAACGACUCGUUGCUAGUUGAUGGAUCGAUUAUUUCGUGUAACUCGAACUGUGUUUGUGGUGAUAUUUCGUACAGCCCAGUGUGCGAUCGUUCAACAAGCACAACAUAUUAUUCAGCGUGUCAUGCCGGCUGUAGGACUUACAACGAAAAACAUAACAUUUACUCAGAUUGUACAUGUGAUGUCAAAUCUGCUAUGAGCAAAUUCGAAGUGGUGCGCAACAUUUCAUCCGGAGCGUGCGUUGGGGAUUGCUCCUUUGAUUACUAUGUGUAUUCAUUCCUCUGCAUGGUAUCGAGCAUCCUCCUUCUUACUGGUGUGAUGGCAGGUAUUUUACUGAAUUUUCGGGCGGUCGAACCCAGAGAUAAAGCUUUAGGUCAAGGUUUUGGAUUGUUUACCAUCAGUUUAUUUGCAUUAAUUCCUGCACCAAUCAUAUUUGGCCGUAUUAUUGACAGCACCUGUUUGGUGUGGAAUAAAAAGUGUGGUCGACAAGGGAAUUGUCUUCUCUAUGAUCCCAUCAAAUUUCGAUACUAUAUGCAUUCAAGUUCGGCAUUUUUCAUUCUGAUUGGCGUCGGAUUUGAGUUCUUGAUUUGGUGCUAUGCCAAAAACCUCGAUUUAUAUGGUGAAGAAAAACCAAAACCCAUCAAAAAUGACAAAGACGAUUCACCUGAAACUCAACCACUCAACUCUAUGACGACCAAGAUUUAAUCACUGUGAUUUUCAUAAUUCUGAAUCCAGAUUUGUUUUCAAUGACCUCAAAAGCCAUAUUGAAGCUUAAUUUUUAAGAAAAAGGUCGUUAGGGUUAACACGUAGCAUAAAUUACGGAUUUGUGUGUAUCUUUUUCAUUAAUAAAUAGAGAAAUAAUAA